This is a messenger RNA of Fraxinus pennsylvanica, 624 nucleotides long. Lineage: Eukaryota; Viridiplantae; Streptophyta; Magnoliopsida; Lamiales; Oleaceae. The record is from the annotation of a GenBank genome assembly.
AUGAUGCAAUAUGAAGGCCAUUUUGAGCUUGGAUUUGGUCAACCCUUAAUUUGUGGAAAAUAUCCUCUUGCAGAGCAGUGUUAUGGAGUGUACUCAACUUAUGGACCUCAAGCGGAGGGCCGCGUCAUGCUACUACCGUUGAAUAUGACUAUGGAUGAAGGGCCAAUAUUCGUCAACGCCAAGCAGUACCGUGGAAUUAUAAGGCGCAGACAGUCGCGUGCCAAGGCAGAAAUGGAGAAUAAGGUGCUCAAACCCCGUAAGCCAUAUCUGCACCUAUCCCGCCAUCUCCAUGCAAUGCGCCUUCCAAGAGGCAAUGGUGGACGCUUCCUCAACACGAAGAAGGAUGGCGUUCAGGAUAACACCGACAUGAACAAGACUUACGAAACACAACUUCCACAGCCCACCGGAUCCCAGAUUUCCGAGGUUCUUCAAUCUAAUGGAGGAAAUUCAAGUUCAUCGAAGGAAACUAAUGACAGCAGAUCAACCAAUCCAAUUUCGGAAGUUUCCUGUCAACUAUUUCCCAGGGGCAGUCUUCAUUCCUUUCAAUCUAAUCAUCUUCAUCCUUCAUUUCAGUCCCUGUCGAAUGCUGGCCAUGGCAUUGUCAUGGGCAGUAAGUGGAUUUGA